UACAGCUGGUUAACUUGUCGGCCCGUCGAACAGUUACGCAUAAUUAAGAUGUUAUUAACAUUUCAGGACAGAUUACGUAUUCCAUGGCGUGGCGGAUCUAAGCAUGCCACAUUGGGUAGCCUUAUUCCCGUUGUUGCGAUUCCAUUACUUAUUAGCUUAGCAGCAAUCAAUGCAUAUACCUGCAUUAUAUUAUUUUUAACAAGCUCUGUGAUAAUGUGUUAUGCUUUCAAUUACGUCCAGAGCAAAGCAAUACGGACAAGUUUUUUCAGCAUAUGGGUGUUUUCAUCAUUGGUCUACUUGAUAGUGUUGUUUGAAUUCACUGUACCGCUUUUGGAACUACUCCCAGAAGAGAAUUGGGCUUUAGUCGCACUCUCCAUAAUUUCAUUGAUUUGCUUUUAUCAGACUCGUAAGCGAGCUAUAUUAAAUCACGUCAUACAGUUUGCUGGAACAGCAAAUGGAGUACUCAUCGUUACAGAAACAAGCGUCGCAGAGGAAGAUAAGACGAUAAAAGCAGUUUUCCUGCUAGAGCAGGACUUGGAAGAAAUACAGCCAACUGAUUGUGCGAACCGCGUUCAAUCAAAUGUUUGCUCAAUCUGUAGUAAGUGUGUGCCGGCGCGAGCUGUACAUUGCUCAGUUUGCAGUGCUUGUAUUAAGAGACACGACCACCACAGCUAUUGGUUAAAUUGCUGCAUAGGAGAAUCAAAUCAUCGUUUCUACAUUUUUGGAUUGUUAUUUAGCACAUUCGCAUUAUUAUUGGGCGCUAAUUUGACACUUACUGCUGUUUGUCAUCCUUUUAUAGCAGCAAAUAUAUUAGGACUGCACAUAUUGCUACCGGAUGAUUGCACCGAGGUUUUUGACAUAUACGAGUUCGGCUUAGCUUUUGUCAUUGCUGCCUAUGCUUUAAUGAGACAAAUAUAUUUCAUUUCGCGUGGAACAUCAUUACAUGAAAGCAAAACAGAGGUGGGCGGGAAUAAUAAAACUUUGAAGUACAACUGGAGGAAUUUUGUAUUUUAGUAAGAAAUAUAUCGUUACCUUAAUAUAGAAAGGCCCUAACUCACUUUCAUUUUGAGUCCACAUUUAUACGAAAUCUGUAAAAUAGCUCACAAUAUAUCUAAUAGAAAUUGAAAACAAAUAUUACAGCGUUAGAUAAAAUAUUUUGUUUGAUAAAAAUCAGCACUUCGACGAAAUUCGCAACCAUAGAACUUUGCUUUUUACUAAAUUUUCAAACUGUCUUUGAAAGAACGAAAAUUUUAGAUAUGGCCUUUCUAUAUUAUGGUAACGAUAUGUAUGUCGUGAGUAAAUAUGUAAAACUAGC
Rhagoletis pomonella (apple maggot) is the source of this 1315-nucleotide messenger RNA. It is a transcript of the gene GABPI, whose product is annotated as palmitoyltransferase ZDHHC23. The record is from RefSeq and is a predicted model, not a curated record. Gene Ontology annotation, molecular function: protein-cysteine S-palmitoyltransferase activity. Gene Ontology annotation, biological process: protein targeting to membrane; peptidyl-L-cysteine S-palmitoylation. Lineage: Eukaryota; Metazoa; Arthropoda; Insecta; Diptera; Tephritidae. Gene Ontology annotation, cellular component: endoplasmic reticulum; Golgi apparatus.